This is a messenger RNA of Podarcis lilfordi (Lilford's wall lizard), 15089 nucleotides long. NCBI's taxonomy places the organism in Eukaryota, Metazoa, Chordata, Lepidosauria, Squamata, Lacertidae. The record is from the annotation of a GenBank genome assembly.
AUGACUUUUGCCCAACUUUUGGAUCAGGUUGGCGGCAUGGGCCGUUUCCAGGUCCUCAACGUGCUGCUGCUUUGCUUCCCGAUGGUCCUCAUGGCAGCCCACAACCUCUUGCAGAAUUUUACAGCAGCCGUCCCCGGGCACCGCUGCCGCACUGGCAUUAACAGCACAUGCGGUGGCAGCAACGUCACCGAAGGCGCAGACUGUCGGGAUCCUCUGAGAGCCUUCAUCCCGACAGAUGGCAACCAUUUGCUGCAGAAGUGCCGUCGCUUCGUCACCACCCAGUGGCACUUCCUUGAGCCCAAUUCCACGGAGCUGGAGAGAACAGAGGCAGAGUUGGAGCCUUGCCUUGACGGCUGGACCUACGAUGGCCAAGUCUUCACGUCGACCAUUGUGACAGAGGUAGGAAGGCCUUAGGUGAGGAUCAGCAAUGCCUCACCACAUUUUUUGGGAUUGGAUUGGUACUGAAGUGGGAUUCUGGAUGCUGGAUUUGUGUAGAUCGGGGGGAACUUGCUGCUAGACUACAGUCCCUGGUCUGGGGUGAUGGGAAUCGCAGUCAGUGCAGAAGUUAAGUGUGUGGGAAGAGGACCUGGGAAACCAGGGUACAAAUCCCCACACAGCUGGGUGACCUUCAGCCAGUCACUCUCUCUUAGACUGGCCUACCUCCCAAGGUUGUUGUGUGGAGAAAGCAGAGGGGGGGGAUACGCAUGUUUGGCCCCUUGAGCUCCUUGGUGGAAAGGCAGGAUACAAAUAAUAAUUAAAUAAUCUGGAGGGUCCCCAACAAUGAUGCAGAUGACUUCCUGUAACAAAAUUUUUCACAAAUAAAGGGGGGGGAGAUAGGCCACAUGUCCACAUUCAAUAUGAAAUAUGACUAUGCCCAAGAUUGAUUUUAAGGGAGCAAUGUUGAGUAGCUAAAUUGUGAUUAUCUAUUUGCAAAAGUUUAGUGAUUUAAAUAAUCCUCCCCCCUCCUGCAAAAAACCCCCCACCCUCUCCUAAUCCAUCAUUCACGUAAGCUCAUGCGAAGAGUCUCCAUAUAAAUAUGGGGGGCUGGGGGGGCGUCUAUUCUUCAGAAGUUGAGGACCAGCUUUGCAGGAGGAAAAUCCCAGGUUCUAUAUCUGGGGUCUCCUGCAUUUGUCUAAAUUCAGCAAUUUCCUACUCAACACAAUUGCCACAAUACAGUGGUACCUUGGGUUAAGAAUUUAAUUUGUUCUGGAGGUCUGUUCUUAACCUGAAACUGUUUUUAACCUGAGGUACCACUUUAGCUAAUGGGGACUCCCACUGCCGCCGCGCCGCCACCACGCAAUUUCUGUUCUCAUCCUGAAGCAAAGUUCUUAACCUGAGGUACUAUUUCUGGGUUAGUGGAAGCAUCUGUAACCUGAAGUGUCUGUAACCCGAGGUACCACUGUUCUUGCCAACGGGAUUUAAGGAUUAAAGUUUUUGCAGUAAAAACUGCCUUGGCCACCUAUGGUUCUAGGAAUGCCUUUUGGAGCUGCGGAGCUUGAGCGCACACCAUCUUCUGUGUGAGAUGGAAAGUUGGAAAAGGAAAUGGAGCUUUAUAGAUACAUAUCCCAAAGUCAACUUUUCUGCUUCGCUUUUCGGAAAAGCCAAGCGAUGGUGAUGCUUCUGUGUUAACCGCCCUCCCCCCCUCCCUCCCGCAGUGGGACCUGGUGUGCGACUUUCGGACGCUGCAGCAGAUGGCCCAGUCAAUCUACAUGGCGGGGGUGCUGGUGGGUGCGGUCGCAUUCGGCGGCCUCUCAGACAAGUAAGGCGUUUCGCGCUUUGAAAGCACGUCGCGAAUGCGCGUCAAAGCGGUUGGUUCUAGCUGGGCCAAGGAAUCCUUUGUUUGUUUGUUUUUAAAAAUCAUACUAGAUUAGUAGAAGCAAAAUGGCAAAUGGCGGGUUGUGGGGACAGGGGCGCCAUCAAAGGGGGGGCUGGGGGGCCCCAUAUUUUCAAGGGAAUUUCGUGACAAUCCUCAAAAGGAUGAGCCAGGAUGAAUAGUCUUUGCCUUGGCGCAUCCCUUUCAUGAAGCUAAUCAUGAAGCCUUUGGCCAGGGCACAGCCUGACUCCCUCCCUCAGCAAUCUUCGCGGAGGUCUGGCCCAAUGGUUGCCAGUGGCUUGAAUUAAUUAAUUUUAUAAUGAAUGAUUUUAGAGUGUUGUUUAUACUGUACUUUUGUAUUGUUUUAUUGUCGUUAGCCGCCCUGAGCCCAGCUUCGGCUGGGGAGGGCGGGAUAUAAAUAAAAUUUAUUCUUAUUAUUAUUAUUAAUCUGGCUGUUUGGGGUGGGGGGGGCAUGAUGGGCCAAGUCGGCCUGGCCGGGUUGGGAGGGCGGCGCAUGUGUGAUGUCACGCCAUGCCCCCCCCAUGUUGGGGUCAACUCAGUGUGUGUGUGUGCAGGGAAGAGGACCACUUUUUUCCUAGGCAGAAACUGACUUUCCCCCAGUCCCAGAGUCUUAUCCGGAUUACAGUGGUACCUUGGGUUAAGAACUUAAUUCGUUCCGAAGGUCCAUUCUUAACCUGAAACUGUUCUUAACCUGAGGUACCACUUUAGCUAAUGGGGCCUCCCGCUGAUGCCGCUGCGCGACUUCUGUUCUCAUCCUGAGGUAAAGUUCUUAACCCGAGGUACUACUUCGGGGUUAGCGGAGUCUGUAACCUGAAGUGUCUGUAACCUGAGGUACAGACUGUGGGCUCAGGGCCAGUGAAAGUAUCCGACUCUGGGCUCAUCUACAUUUUCAUUUGCCCCGUAAUUUCUUCAAUUCGUCCCAUGAUCCUCACAGGUUUUAGUUUUAUCCCAAGGCGAUGAGUGGCAGCGACAUGUAAGGGCGGCUGGCGGCAACAUGCGGGGGGAGGUCAUGUCCUGAUUUGCCCGCCCAGGAUGCUGGCAGCUAUGGUGUGUUCUCUUUACAUUCUCCAGCCAUUAUCGCCUUGGUGCUUCUACAGUAGCUCUGGGGUGGGAAGCCUCAGCCCCGGGGGACAAAUUCUGCCCUCCAUGACUCUCUUUUUGGCCCUCAGGAGCCUCCCCAGCCAGACCCUCCUUGAGUGUUUAUGCCUGGCUGGAGUGCACCCUCAAACUCUGAUACUGCCUCUUGCUUGUCUGGGUCAAGGAGAGAGAGGUGUGUGCAGAAACCGGCCCGCCGUACAAAUAUAAUAUUUGCAUUCCUUGCUCCUCCCACUUUUGCCUCUGGUCCUGCCCACCACAGGCAUGUGGCCCCUGGUAGGUUGCGCAGAAGGGAACGUGGCCCUCAGGCUGUAAAAGCUCCCCCACUCCUUUUCCAGAUCAUUCUUCCAUUCCUGCCGCUUCCAGAUUUCACCCACACAGAGACCACCACCCUGUCUAUAACAAGACUCGUUCCUCCCCGGUUUAGGUUUGGCCGGAAAGCUUUGUUGAUCUGGUCCUGUCUCCAAAUGGCUGUUUCGGGGUCCUGCGCUGCCUUUGCCCCCAGCUUCACAGCUUACUGCAUCUUCCGCUUCCUGUCAGGAAUGGCUCUCUCAGGCAUUGGGCUGAACUGCGUGUCGCUGUGUAAGUAAGUUUCCUCUAGUGGCUGGUUCCAAGACUUAAAACGUUAGCCAAGCAUGCUGCAAAUCUGCCCUGAGGCCUCUGGGCAUGUGCAAAGGGCAUUGUUCUCCCAUUAAUCACAGGCAGUCAUAUCCACCAAAGACAACCAGUUACAGAUGAGAGAGAGUUUGAAUUUGAGUCUUGGAAUCUCUUUUUUCAGUUGUUGUUUUACUGAGAAAAUGGCCGCCUACGCACACUGCCUUUUCUUACAAUAUUAAAUCAGGCGUCACCAACAUGAUGCCCUUGGGCACCCAGGCACCUUUGAGGACUUCCCCUGGAGCUCACAAAGCCUCUGAGCCCCACCACCACCACGCAGGUACUGCCCCCUGCUGGAGAAGGUAGUUGCCCCUUUCUCCUUUGAAAGGUACCUGGAGACAAUGAAGGAAGUUGGAAAUGUGCUGUCGUUUCCUUGUUCAGCUCUAUUUUUCAAGCCUCUGAUUAAUUCUGCUAGAUCUGACUUUUACACAGUUCUCUUGGAAAAUCAAAGGGCUGUUUUCACCUGUAGGUUGAGUAUGCCACUGACACCAACUAUAGGGGACCCUGGGGGCCCAAGCACCCACCCCACGGGGCCUCCGAUGUGAAUUCUGGUGCCUCGUGACCAUCUAAUCUGCACACAUAAUAAAACAACUGAAACAGAGGCAUCCUUUCUCAUUCACACCUCUAAAACCUGGGUACAAAAAAGCACACAAAUACACAUAUAUUCAUGAAAAAUAAAUGGGAAAAUGCAUUGUAUCAGGAGACAUCACUUUGCAAAAAUGUGCAUAUUAGGCAAAAUUACAUACAAACAUUUGUAUAUUAGGAAAACUUCACACAAAAAUGCUGGUGAAUUGUCAUGAGGACUUUUUUAUAUAUAUAAAAGAAACUUGCAAACUGAUGUGGAAACAAGGAGGACUAAUAUUGGUAAAAUGAGAACCUGAGAGAAACGCCAAUCAUCAUUGACGGAUUCACUCAUCCCUAUGCACCAAUGGGGUAAAAUGAGUGAUGACUACUUCCCUGCCUUGUGAUCUGGGUUCAAGUCUGAUUUGUGCACACACACACACCCCAAGGCACUAUGUUGUGUCGUAGUGAGUGUUGCACAGAAUAAGGGAUAUCUGGGUUUAAAUCUCCACUCAUUUAGAGCAUACGAUAUUGGACUAACAAAACCUGUUCUUCAUUAUUUACAUGUGUGAAUUCAAAUCAUGGGAUUAAACUGCCAAAAUAUUUAGAAGUGAUAAAUCUACCUAAAUAUAGCAGUGCCUUACCGUUAGCUAGGUUUGUGUUUUAACUUCUCCACUGCUGCAAAUAAGGUUUUCGGGUGUUCCUUUUGAUGUACAUUUAUGUCCCAGAGGAACUGGAGAAGUUCAAUCUGUCCCAUAUGUUUUAUACGGUGUUUUUUUAUAUAGAAAGGGGGGGGAGGUACUCACCAUGAAAUUGUUACAGUAAAUACCACACUUUUAACAUGGGGAGGGGGGCAGAAGGUGCCAGUACUGUGUAACCUUGAGUGCUUCCAGGAAGAAAGUACUGGUUUUAUAUUUUCUGUUUGACACAGAGUUUAGGUCAAAGUUCUUGUUAGAAACCCCAGGAUCAGUUAGGUGGGUGUUCACUCCUUUGAACAUUGCUAGACGGCAACAUGGGGUUUUCCUCUUCCAGCGGUAGAGUGGACCCCAAUGCAUUCCCGGGCCACCAUCAGCAUGGUGACUGGAUACAGCUACAGCGUCGGGCAGUUCAUCCUUGCCGGCAUAGCUUAUGCCAUCCGCGACUGGCGCUGGCUCCAGCUGGCCGUCUCCUUCCCUUAUUUCGCCUUCUUCCUGUACGGCUGGUAGGUGGCGCUGUGGCCCUGCUCUCUUGUCUGCUGUGAGCGGCAGUGGUGGGAGUCCCUACCCCAAAACACUGACAUUAAUUGUGUGGGGAGGCUGGAGACUGGUGGGUGAAGGCGAGGAAAGCUGAGGUUGUGGGGAAGGAGCUGGGGAGGAAGGAGUGCCUUGAGGGCACUGCAAAGGCAGACACCGGUCAUUUGAGGAGCGGGGGGAGUGUCACAAGGAAGCUUCUGGAAGGGGAGACUGGAUAAGCAAGGAGGAAAAAAAGGGUUGUCUCUUCUCCUCUCUCGCAGUCCCCAUUUAAGCAUGCCACUUUAAAGAUAAAGAUAUAGGGCUUAUCCACGCUUUCCAGGAACAACCCACGCUUUAAAGCUCUGUGUCCGGGCACCCUCUUUCUUUCUCUCCAAAGCUUCUCCCACAAAAAAACAACUCUUUAAAGCUGAAUCGGAGCAAAGAGCAAUCUGCAGAAAACCUGGACUGCCAUUUGCUCCGAUUCAGCUUUAAAGAGCAGGUCCUGUGUUUGCAUCAUUGACAAACAGCAGUGCAACAGUAAAAGCUUCCCCAGCACAUUUUCAGAGGGAAGCUUCAACUGUUGGUUUCCUGCCUUUCCUACAGCCAAGCAUGCUGACUCAGGAGGGUGAUUGACGCAGCUGACAUCGCGUGUGAUGCCGUGGUGUCACGAGUUGCAUCCGGGCAUCAUGCGCGAUGUUGUGAUGCUGCAUGCGAUGCCCAGACGUCGGACACGACACCAAGACACAACGCCAUCGUGCACAAUGUCUGGGUGUCUGGGAGGCUCCUCUGCCGCCGCCUCCUGCCAAUGCCAUGAGCCGGGAGCUGCUCCCCCACCAUGGAGGGGGGAGGGGGGAGGAGCCGCCAUAUCCCGGACAAACAUUGUGGGAACUCUGUCCCCCGCUAACAAAUAUUGGGGUGGGGGUUCAGCCUCUAGGAGUCAGCACCCCUGCUUACAGCCAUUGGAGGCACAGAAGUAUAAGCCCUAAGAGGGGGGAAAGCUAGCUGAACCUAGGGAGGGGCUUGUUGGAGAAGGAGAUGUUGGGGUGCAGGGCAGAGCUGUUAAACAAAUACCCAAGGGCUCCUUCUGUAGAGCAGGAUGGGCAUUACCUAGGGGUUGUAUAUACCUGCUUUCACCUCACCGUGUCCCUGUUCCCCCACCUUGCUGCCUCUCUGUUUUUCUCUUGCCCAGGUGGUUUACAGAGUCUGCCCGGUGGUAUGCCACAGCUGGCAAACUGGACCAGGCACUCAAGGAGCUGCAAAAAGUAGCACGGAUAAAUGGGCAGAAGGAGCAAGGGCAGAAGCUCAGCCUUGAGGUAGCGAGAGAAAGAAACGUUCCUUCCUUUUCUUCCUGGUUUACACUUCUAAGCCUUUAGCAUCUGCACAACACGUAGUGAUUCAGCAGUGCCAGCUCCCCCCAAAAAACAUACACACACAAAAAUGCACCUCUCUGCUGUUAAAAAAACCAAAAAACAGCACCAUUUGAAUAUCUGCCUGCCAAACAUCUACAGGGAACAGGAGCCUGCCUGGGAGUGCAGGUGGGGAAUGGUAGCAACCUUAGGAAGAAGAUGAGGUGGACCAGCCAUCCAAAAAAUGGCUGUGCGUAUUUUGCGACAGUCUUGAUUCCGCAGUCAGGAUACGCUAAUUCUGCAAUCGGGGUGCAAGUUGUGGAUUCGCCUGUUUGGCCUCCACCCUCACUAGCCUGCUGAUCUGUAAGGUUUCCAAUGGGGCUUUCCCCCUACCUCUACCGAAAAAGGUUGAGAAUUGAAUGUGGAACCUUCUUUAUCCAAAGCAUGCACUUGAACGUGGAACUAUGGUCCUUCCCCUUAAACAUUAAGUAAGUUUCCAGGCGUCUUGUCAUUCCAUCCCUAAAUGUGCGGAAUUUGGCCAGAGACCACAGCAGGCAGCAGGCAACCCCUUGUUUGUCUUUUUCUUGCAGGUCUUGAAAGCCAGCCUACAGAAAGAGGCACCCUCCGCCAAGUCCAACUUCACAGCAGCUGACUUGGUGCGAUCGCCUGUUGUGCGACGGGUAACGUGCUGCCUUUGCUUCGUCUGGUAAGUUUGAGGUGGAAGCAGCUGGUGGGAAAGACAAGAGAGGGAAUGAAAGAAGCGGAAGAAGAAAAGCCAGAUCGCUUUAAAGAUCGUUUUCUUGGCUCGGUUAGAGCAGGGGUGUAGUGUGGGGGGCUGGGGGGCUGUGCUUUUUUGAGAGGGGGCACGACCAGCCCCCCCCAGACUCCUUCUCGGACUAACCUACCUCACAGGGUUGUUGUGAGGGACUAAAUGAGGGCAGAAGCCACAGGUGCCACCUUGAGCUCUGUGGAGAAAAUGUUGGGAUAUACAGUGGUACCUUGGUUUUCAAAUGUAAUCCCUUCCAGAAGACCGUUCAGCUUCCGAAACAUUCAAAAACUGAGGCGCAAAGGGAGAAUUCCAAUUUCAAUGGAGAAAAUUGAAAAACAUGCAGCGGAAGCCAUUUGACUUCCGAGGUGCAUUCAAAAACGGAAGGAUUUACUUCUGGGUUUUCGGCGUUCGAAAACCGAAACGUUCGGCUUCUGAGACACUCAAAAAUGGAGGUACCACUGUAAAUGGAACGAUAGGUGGUUGGUUGUAAGUCACUUUGGGUUGGAGGCGACUAACAAAUUUAAUAAAUAAUGGUGCAUAAAGAAUAAUGAUGGAAAACAGAGUCCAAAAACAUCUGGGGGGUCAAAUGUUGAAGAGCACUGAGCUAACUCAGUAUCUACGCUGACAGGAAGCGGAUUCACCUGGUUUCUGACAGGGAUGUCCCUCCGUUCUACCUGGAAAUGCUGGAGACUGAACCUGGGACUUUCUUUACGCAGAGCAAAUGUUCUGCCCCUGAGCCACAACCCUCGGCUUAUUUGUGUGUUUUCCCUGUAUCCGCCACCAGGUUCUCCACCAGCUUCGCCUACUAUGGGUUGGCUAUGGACCUGCAGAACUUUGGGGUCAGCGUCUACCUCAUCCAGGUGAUCUUUGGGGCUGUCGAUAUCCCAGCGAAACUCAUUGCCUUUGUUGUGAUUUGCUACUUUGGCCGCAGGAUCACCCAGGCAUUGACUCUCAUUCUAGCAGGCCUGUCCAUUGCCGGAAACAUCUUUGUCCCCCAAGGUGAGACUCCAGAUAAACCGCAGUUUAGGGGCUCCUCCAGACCAUUGAGCGUUCGUUCUGAUUUGCUUGCACAAAGCUUAUGCGGAAGUUGGAUUUAUUGAGCACUUGCUCCAAUUCGUUUCCUGGGAGGUUAUACGUUGACAACAAAUGUUCAUCUUGAUUUGUUUGCAAGGUGUGCAUCUUCCUGUUAGUCACUAUUCCACCCCAUACUUUUCAAUGUAUGGUACGUCCCCAUCACUUUCCAAACUGCAAACAGUUUGUUUCUUAUUUAUUUGCUCUAUGCAUUAAAUUUAUAUCCCAUGGCUCUUCCUCCAAGAAAAUCCCAGGGCAUCUUAUUUUUUCAAGUGGGUAAUAAUAAUAAUAAUAAUAAUAAUAAUAAUUUUAUUAUUUGUACCCCACCCAUCUGACUGGGCUGACCCAGCCACUCUGGACAGCUUCCAACAUAUAUAAAGACAUAAGUAUGCUGCACUAGGGAUACAGAAUGAUUCCAUCCACUUUAUUUAUUUAUCCACCUAUUGAUUUAUUCAACGUCCACUCUGCCCUUCUUCUUCCUAAAGGAGCCCAGGGUGGCAAACCACCAAGCAGCAAAACAAUACAAUUCAAAAUAAAACAAAACAUGCUUCUGCAAACCUAUGUUUCCUGGUAUGUGCUAGAGUUCCUCCCACAAAAUAGAGAACAGUCUGUUUUUCUACUGCUUGAGGUGUUUGGGUGCCCUCCAAAGAUCUCUUGGGAACUGUAGUCUGGUGAGGGUGCUGAAAGCAGAUUCCUAGGGUUAUAGGCUCCCAACAGGGUUUCCUGUGGAGGAGGAAAGGCUGUUUGUUUUCAGUGUGAAAUGGGAUUAAGUCCUAGAACUGUGUGGCAUAAGACCUUGUGACUGAGACUACAGGUUCAUGCUUCUGGCUCAAAAGCACGUGGAAGAAUAGGUGAAAGAGCCCCUGAGCAUAUGCAGGGUGCAUUUUUCUUACUAACAGCUUCCUUCCUCCAGGCAAAUUUUAAUUCAUUAAUUCAUUUGCUUAUUUUACAUUUGUGCAUAAUACCCAACAGCUAAAGUUUUCUGAGUGAUUUACAGGUAAAAGUGGAAAACCAUAAAACAGAAAACAAGAAGGUGAGGGAGGAACUUUUUGUUGAAAUCACAGCAUAGUGGGAAAGGAUUAAACCACAGCGCCAGCCCUGAUCAGCUCCCAGCCCCAUCCCAACAGCUGUUAUUUUAAAACCACAAGCAGACAUUUUAAAUGCAAUUUCUUAUUUAACAUAAUGCGUCGUUUCACUCAAGGAAAGUGCCUUGACUUCACUCCUGCUGGUGAUGGGAGCAUCAACAUUCACAGUGUCAAUGCCAGUGUUCACCAAAGGUUGCCAAAAACUUAUAUAAUAAGGCUUAAAAUGUGGCUGUUGCCUGCCACCUUCAGGCUGCCACCCUUGUUAUUGGCUGAGCUGCAGGUGAGACACAGAAUGUUCACAAAUGCUCUAAUAGUUCUGAGACGAAGACUGCUGGUGACACAACACUGACAAACUGCGAAAGGUCAUUUGGCUGGUGACAGAGGGAGAAAACCUUAUCUUAAGACUGAGGUGGUGGGGGCAGGAAAUGUAUGCCAAAUGCAAAGUGGAACAGGAAGUCAAAUAAUGGCAAGAAACCAAAGGUCAAAACGGUAACAGAAUUUGUUGGGGGGCUGAAGGGCUCUGAACAAUAGUUGUUUGCAAAAUCAUUUGAGUUGAUCUUCUCCCCAGAUAUGCAGAUCCUGCGCACUGUCUUUGCUGUCUUUGGGAAAGGGUGCUUGGCAGCCUCUUUCAACUGUGUCUUCUUAUACACGGGAGAGCUUUACCCCACGGUGAUCAGGUACCUCAGACUUAGUGGAAGCUCUUAACUGUGGGCCAUUUUAUAUGGGCGGUUAUCCUGGAAUACCGUCAGAACCGUCUUGCGUACCCGGAAAUAAAUGCUGUUUUCGGCGCAAGAUAUCAGCCCGAAGUCAUGUGAGGCACCCAAAAUGGCUGCCGCACUCUUCUGGGAUGUGGGGAAAUGAGAUGUCCCAGCUUUUCCAGGGCAGUUGAUGGGUAUACAAUGCUGCCCACUGCUAUUACUUUUACUUUCUAAAGUGGCCUUUGUGGCCUGAGCACACACAGCUGCGGAAGCCCCCUAGACCCAAGCUAUUUAAGGCAGGCCCAUCUUUUAAAACAGCCAGGUGGAGCCAUCCUUCAAGUAACCUGGCUGCUGUGGAGGCUGGCCCAUUUGGGUGAAUGGGGUGCUGCCCCACCAGUCUCAGUCUGCCAUACGCCAGCCGCCUUCCACCAGUCUUCAUAUUCCCAGCCACCCCAGGGAUUGGCACUGCCUGGCAGCUUCCUCCUCCUCCUCAAUCUCAGUGUUGCUCCAUGUAGAACUCAGCAGGGAGGAAGAGGAGAGCAAAACCAGAAUGAGUCGUCUCUGCCUGUCGUUGGCUCUGGCUCCCCCUAGUGUUGGGCUCCCUGCCUUUUGCCCUACCAGUCCCAAUGAGCACCAGGCACCAAUCUAUUUAGGCCAGCAAUAGGGAGCCUGUGGCCCUACAGACAUUGCUAGACUGCAGCUCCCAUCAUCCUGGGUCAUUAGCCAUGCUGGCUGGGUCUGAUGGGAGUUGAAGUCUGGGGUCAUCUGUUGGGGCAGCACAGGUUUCCCAGGCUUAAGGCUUUUCCCCUUUGUCAACUUUCUGUCCAUUGCAUGGCAGGCAGACCGGGAUGGGGUUUGGGAACACCAUGGCUCGUGUCGGCGGGAUUGUGGCUCCCUUGGUGAGGAUGACUGGCGAGUAUUCCCCAUCUCUCCCCCUUCUGAUCUAUGGGGCAGCUCCCAUCAUCUCUGGCAUUGCCGCCUGCUUCCUUCCAGAGACCCUGAACAUGCCACUACCUGAUACCAUCGAAGAUGUGGAGAACCAGUAAGUAGAUCGGCCUUUUCCCCUCCUCAUUCCUUAACCACAUUUGUUUGCUUAUCAGCACCAACCCUUGGUACCUGGCAUUGUUUGGGAAUUCUGAGAGACCAAAAAACCCCCACAACAAUACACAAAGGGUAUUGGAAAAGGUUCAGAAAAGUGAUGGGAAUUGGUAAGGGGACAUAUUCAUUCUAUAUAAUCAACAAAGAAAAAAUGGCUGUGAGCCUGUCUUCCAAAGUGCAGGGCUUGCACACAGAAAGCCCCAGGAGUUGAGUUUGAAUUCUUAUCCUCUGGGGGGCAUCUGGUUGGCCACUCUGAGAACAGGUUGCUGGACUAGAUGAAUCCUUGGCCUAAUGCAAAAGGUUCUUCUUAGGCUCUUAUUCCAUGUAUCCAAACAUAGACAGAAACCUGGUCAUUGCUCAUGAUACUCUUAAGGUGUUCAAAUAUGUAGCCAACAUAAAGUAGAUGUAUUCAUCACAUGUAUCCAAGAGCUUCUAUCCAAGGACGUCAAGUUGGCAUAACUGGUCCCCCACAAUUUUAUUCACACAACAACCCUAUCAGGUAGGCUAGGCUAAGAGUGAUUGGCACAAGGUCACCCAAUGAGCUUCAUGGCCCUGGUCUCCCAGGUCCUAGUUGGACACUCUAACCACUGCACCACACUGCCUUCCUUCCAUUUAGUAAGCCAUCAGUGGCGGAGAAGUGACUUGCAUCAAGGAAAACACAACAUUCCAGCAUUUUACCUAAAAUAGUCAAAGGACACAUGAAGGUACUUAUGCUAGCAACGCUUAUAGAGCUAUUAUAAUACAAACAGAAGAGAUUGUGCCUUUUCAUGUCAUGAUUCAUACACAGGAAUUGUCAUCAUUUCGGCUACCCCCUCUCUUAAUUCAAAACAUGGAAUGGGCAUCAUUUGGCUUGUCAAUGUAUGCCAACCAUAACUGCAUAAAUUAUCUGCCUAUAUCAUGCAGAUUACCCACAAAGUGUGCAGAUAAUCAACUUACACAGAUGAGACUGGCUUAUGACGCAAAGAAGCUGAAUUUGCUGUUGCCAUUGUCACAUGGUAGACAUGAUAUUAAACUCCCACGAAAAGGCCCAGGGAUAGGUUCCCACAGUUUAGGGACCAAGAGCUGCUGCCCUUAGCACCAGAUUUGGCAAUCAGAUAAAUCGGGUUUGUUUGCUCUAAAACAUCUUUUUACCAUGCAGUUUUGCAUGUUAUUUCCAUUAAGAUACAAAUUUAUAUGCAUGCUGUACAGAAGUACUGGUAUAUGCAUUUCAGUACACUUUGCUUAGCAGAGGAACAGCAUUGCAAAAUUCAGAAAAGCGUGCAUUUCGGAAGAUGGCUGUGGGUUGAUUUGCAUCUUGUUUUUCGAAAGGUAAAUUCCCCUUUAAGUGCAAACAGAAUCGAAUUUCUGCCCAACGCUACGGGGAGGUCAUCUAAUCCAACCCCACCGUGACUCUUAUCUUCUGUUUAAAAUUGCUUUGAGCAAUUUGGUGUGAAGGUAAAGUCUGCAUUCAGGCCCUGGAUUACCUCCGUUAAUUUGCAGGGACAAAUGAUUAACUCAAGGUGCCUAAAAACGGAAUAACCUUGGACCCCACGGAAAUUUCCUCCUGCAAAUUUGGGGGAAUGGCUGCAUAUUCCUGAGAGAGAAGUGAUACUUGCUUUCUCUUUGCUGAUCAGCAUCUUGACAUUUGAAUCCAAGAGUGUGGCAGAGCAGUCGCCAGCUCCUCUGCUAGCUGAAAGACUAGUGAGGGGAAGCAGUCCAGUUGCCGGCUGCACAUACCCCUUAAUCAAAAAAAUACCCCAGAUCAGUACAGAACUCAAGGAAAGCUUUUCUUUUUCUUUUUUAUUAAUUUAUUUAACAUAAUUAUUACAAAAUCUUGCAAAUACAUACAUACAUACAUACAUACAUACAUACAUAUUUCAGAGAAGCACACAUAUAUAAAAAAAGAACAAAAGAGGGGAAAAAGAAGAAAAAAUAGAGAGAGAAAAGAAGAAAAGUUGGAAGAAUUUCUUCCAAAUUUAUUCUACAAAUAUCUCAAUAUGAAAAUAUUAAUAAAAUUUCAUUGACUGAUUUGUGUGAGAUUGUAUGGGAAUAAUAUGGAAUGACAGAUACAAUCUUCCUUAAAAUGUAUAUAGGAAGUGCAGUGUAAGCGAUGGAAGUCAAUCAAGGAAAGCUUUUCAACACAUCGCCUGGCACGUUCAUGGAAAUCCCAUGGGGGGGGAGUGCUGCUGUACUGCUUGGGGGCUUUCCACGGGGGCAUCUGAGUGACCACUGUGAGACUAAUGGGCCUUUGGCCUGAUACUGCAGGAAUCUUCUUACAUUCUUAUGGCAGAACAACCUCCCUUGAGCAAACAGCAACUCCAGCUGAAGUCAGCUUGGAUUACACGGACAAGAGGGUCCCGUGUGCCUCUUAAAACAUCUCCUGCCUUCCAAAAUACUUUUUUUUAAAAACGGAAACGCAAGCCUGAAGUUCAGAGGCCUUUAGUAUCAAAUCCAGUAGGACUAUGUGGGGAAACAAAGGUUAAACUAGCUAAGGCACACCUGCUCUAAAGACCUAUCCGGGCCUUCUAAUCCAGGGGGAGGGCCGGGGGGGGCGUAGCCCCAGGCACAUGGUUUUGAAGGGGUACGAGGCAGGCACCCCCAUGCAGGGCUCCCCACCCUGCCUGCCGCCAGAGGACUCUGGACCCUCGAGCCUAGCCUUGCUGCUGUGUCCCAAGUCUCCUCGCCAAGGGCCAGCCGGCCAGCCUCCCCUCUGCAGAGGCACGCAGAUAAUAAUAAUAAUAAUAAUAAUAAUAAUAAUAAUAAUAAUUUAUUUAUACCCCGCCCAUCUGGCUGGGUUUCCCCAGCCACUCUGGGCGGCUUCCAACUGAAUAUUAAAAACAAUAGUGUGUCAGACAUUAAAAACUUCCCUAAACAGGACCGCCUUCAGUUGUGGUACAGGUGGUACAGGCUAAGCCCCAUGAAUCUUCGGUGUCCUGAGCAGCAGCAGUGAAACAUUAGCUGGCUUGGCGAGUUUUCUUCACCCUCCAUCCCCAGCCCCUCAUUUUCUUAUUGAGCUGAGCUAGGGAGGAGUCAGUUUGUAAGAUUACCUGGACCUAAGCAGAAGGAUUUGCAGGAACCCAUAAUAUUCCCCCAAUCGUCUCUCUCUCUCCCCACCCCCAUCCAGCUUCAUUAUUUGUCUUCUUCUAGGAACUUGGAGCAGCAGAAAGGCGACGAGGGCUGCAAAGGAACCCCUUCCCAUCAGGACGACAUUUUCCUGGACAUGAGAAUGUUUAAAGAUCCCAGGCCGCUUGAAAACACAGGAAAAGGAGAUGGGGCAGCCGCCGACCCAGCCAAAAGUAGCUGAGCCUCAAAGGUGUGGCCCCGGGCGCAGCAGGGCCUCCACUGCCUGCAAUGUACCACCUUCAACAAUUAAAAAAAACCGUAAAGUGCCUUCUUCCACCAGCAUAGCAAAGUCGAGACAUUCUGUUAAUCGUAAUAGGCUAGGACACCAUUCUAGCCUGGCUGACAUGUCCAAGUGUGAAAAACUCACAGCUGGGGACCUGCAAAAAAGUGGGGGGGGCCAAUCCUCAUCUCCUUAAAGGGCUUCUUGUGUUUGAGGAUCUGGCCAGCCAUGCCCUCCACCCUGCAAGGACACUUUAAGGUGGAAGGGGCUUAGGCUAGUCUCUGCUGCAGGGACCCACCAAAUCUCGUUUUUCCAGUUUACCAGUUCAGUUCCUAGCAUGUCUAC